AUGUUCGCCAUUCAGCCAUCACCAACGCAGUCUUCUGGGACUGACGACAAUGCAUCCACAAAUUGUUGCACCCCCAAUAUCCUCCCUUGUCGAAUUCAUUACGAUGGUCCAGUCGAAUCGCUCGAGCGUCAUUGGACUCCUAAAUCUGACGAGAAAGAUGGUGAUGUGCAUACUUCGCACUUUAGAGGUCGCAGAUUACGGGGUAGACGUGUAGCAAUCCCGGAAGGAUAUAAGGGUAUCAUCGCAACACCAACAGAAUGUCUACUGCCAUCAUCGCAGAAAAACAAUGAUUUAUCGACAGACGAUGUCGUCGAAGUUGAGCCAGAAGAACCCGUUAAGAUUCUGGAGCAACAAGCUAGCUUUGAUGAUUUUGUGGUCUGGGGUCAUGAAGUAGCGCCUGCUGCUGAUGACCGCUUCGUCAAAGGAGUGGAGGAGUGGAUCAAGUUGGCUGAAGCUAUACAUUCGAACCAAGCCCCUGCCGAAGCCAGCGAAAAGAAAGCGUCGACUUGA
This is a messenger RNA of Aspergillus wentii DTO 134E9, 510 nucleotides long. RefSeq names its product ribonuclease H2 subunit C. Gene Ontology annotation, cellular component: ribonuclease H2 complex. The record is from RefSeq and is a predicted model, not a curated record. The transcript is spliced from 4 exons. Lineage: Eukaryota; Fungi; Ascomycota; Eurotiomycetes; Eurotiales; Aspergillaceae. Bases 1 to 510 code for a protein of 169 amino acids. Gene Ontology annotation, biological process: RNA catabolic process.